Coffea eugenioides is the source of this 1209-nucleotide messenger RNA. RefSeq lists its product as uncharacterized. Bases 1 to 1209 code for a protein of 402 amino acids. The record is from RefSeq and is a predicted model, not a curated record. Lineage: Eukaryota; Viridiplantae; Streptophyta; Magnoliopsida; Gentianales; Rubiaceae. The transcript has a single exon.
AUGUAUGAGGAAAUAAUCUAUGGACCUGAAGACGAAGUCCCUCUGGCCUCUAAUAACCAUGGAGCCAUUGUGAUAGAAGUCAUCACCUGUAAUUUCAAGGUGAAGAAUGUAUACAUAGACAAAGGAAGUGCCAUAGACGUGCUGUAUUACAAGACCUUUAAGGAGCUACAGCUGGAGGAUAGACAGCUCGUACCGGUUCGAACUCCGUUGAUCGGUUUUGCAGGUCCUCCCGUGAGGCCGGAAGGAAUGAUCACUCUCAUGGUUACGGUGGGGGUGUCCCCGAACUGCCGAACGGUCCCGGUAAACUUCGCGGUGGUUAAGGAGCCGUCGUCCUACAAUAUGAUUCUGGGGCGGCCCACACUGAAUGCCCUCCGAGCUAUUUGCUCCACCUUGUACCUCAGUAUGAAGUUUCCUACUCCUGCUGGGGUGGCUGAGGUGCUGGGAGAUCCGGAGGAGGCAAGGGCGUGUUAUAUUGCCACCCUCAAGGGCAAAGAGAAAUUGAUAGCUCAGACAGUUUGUUUAGAGUCCUGGGAGCCCAUGGAGAAAGGGGAAAGAUUGGAGACAAACGAGGGGUUAGCCGAGCUGCCCGUCCAGCCCGACCGACCUGAGCGCACAGUGAGGGUCGGCACCGGCCUAGGCGAGCUGAUCAGGAGUUCUUUGGAAUCUCUCUUGGAGGAAUACGCUGAGAUUUUUGCUUGGAGUGCUGAUGACCUGCCAGGAAUCCCCACCGAGCUGGCAGUCCAUAGGCUACAUGUGGACCCCAACGUCCGACCUGUGAAGCAGAAGAAGAGGAACUUCGCUCCUGAGCGAAAGGAGGUCGUCAAGAACGAGGUGGGUAAGUUGCUGGAGGCUAAGAUCGUUAAGGAAGUCUACUAUCCGACCUGGCUAGCCAACCCGGUGCUGGUCAAGAAGGAGGAGAAAGUUUGGAAGAUGUGUGUGGAUUUCACUGACUUAAAUAAGGCUUGCCCGAAGGACUGUUACCCACUCCCACGGAUUGACCAGCUCGUGGACUCAACAGCUGGCUAUGAGAUCUUCUGUUUCUUGGACGCCUUCAAGGGGUACCAUCAAAUAGCCCUGGAUGAGGAGGAUCAGGAGAAGACCUCGUUUAUCACCGAGGACGGAACAUAUUGUUACGUCACCAUGCCAUUCGGGCUAAAGAAUGCGGGCGCGACGUAUCAGAGGUUGGUAAGCAAGCUGUUCAAAAAUUAG